Molecule: messenger RNA, 1053 nt
Organism: Trichobilharzia szidati
Lineage: Eukaryota; Metazoa; Platyhelminthes; Trematoda; Strigeidida; Schistosomatidae
Source: the annotation of a GenBank genome assembly
AUGAUAAAUUGGUUACUUGUCUCUAUCAGUGGUUUACUUGGACUUGGAUUGUUAUCCUUAACUUCAUCAGCGAUUAUGUCACUUUUUCGUAAUUUGGCAUGGUUCUCGAAAGGGAUGCGUGAAUACACAAAAUCAGGUUAUGAAUCAGCCGCUACACACUUUGAUCCUACUGAAUUAGUCAAUGUUCGCUUAGACAAUCAACGUGUUUUAGUUACUGGGGCGAAUUCAGGCAUUGGAUUUAUUUGCUGUAAAGAAUUGGCUAGACAUGGUGCAGAAAUUCAUAUGGUUUGUCGUAAUAAAUCUAGAGCUGAAGAAGCACGACAACAAUUAAUUGCCGAAACUGGAGUCAAUGCAUCACGUGUGGUUAUUCAUUCACUGGAUCUGUCUAAACCGUUUGAUGUUUGCAGCUUUGGGAAAAACUUUGCCAAAAGUCAUGAUUCACGACUGGAUAUUUUGAUAAAUAAUGCUGGUUGUAUGAUAAACGAAUAUAAAACUGAUGAAAAUGGUAUUGAGGCUAAUUUCGCCACGAAUACCCUUGGUACUUAUAUACUUACUGAGUGUUUAAUACCUGCAUUGGAAAGGUCGCCAGAUCCUCGUGUUAUCACUGUCAGUUCAGGUGGAAUGCUGGUACAGAAAUUGAAUCAUGCUGAACCAAUGUGUAAGAAUAAUUAUGGUAAAUUUGAUGGGACUAUGAUUUAUGCUCAAAAUAAGCGUCAACAAGUUGUCAUGACUGAAAUGUGGGCUAAAAAUUAUCCAAAGAUAUUUUUCUGUUCAAUGCAUCCUGGAUGGGCUGAUACACCUGCUGUAGCUCUGUCAAUGCCAUCAUUUUAUAAACGAAUGAAAAACAAACUGAGAACAGCGGAACAAGGAGCUGACACCAUUAUCUGGUUGUCAAUGGUACCAAAUGUUCGAAGAUAUCCGAAUGGUUCUUUCUUUCAAGAUCGUCGCGUUGCUAGUCAACACUUGAAACUAGCCUGUACUCAGUCAACAGAUGAUGAGAAACGCAGAUUCAUAUCCAAUCUAGCUGAUAUUGCAUCACCUUUCUUAAGAUGA